Macrosteles quadrilineatus (aster leafhopper) is the source of this 511-nucleotide messenger RNA. RefSeq names its product 39S ribosomal protein L55, mitochondrial-like. Gene Ontology annotation, molecular function: structural constituent of ribosome. Bases 138 to 458 code for a protein of 106 amino acids. The transcript is spliced from 3 exons. Gene Ontology annotation, cellular component: mitochondrial large ribosomal subunit. Gene Ontology annotation, biological process: translation. The record is from RefSeq and is a predicted model, not a curated record. NCBI's taxonomy places the organism in Eukaryota, Metazoa, Arthropoda, Insecta, Hemiptera, Cicadellidae.
UUAAGUUAUUAUUGUUAUUGUUUUUCUUUCUCCUUCAACCGUUCAAUCAAUUAAAAUUGUUUUUGUUUUAUGAAAUUGUUUAUUGUUUGUCAUUAUAUUUGGAAAUCAAAACGCACAUUAAAAGGUGAAGAAUAAUCAUGUUUUCCAGUGUCAUUAAAAGAUGUCUGAACUCAUCUUCAGCCGCAAUAACAAGAAUUCAUCGAUCAAAGUAUCUCUUGCAGUAUCCGACAACAGUGAUCCUACCCGAUGGUUCAAGUAUUGUUAUUCGUUACCCUGAACCUCGUCAAAUUAUAACUCUACCAUUGGACCUUAACACACUGAGUGAGGCAGAAGCAAAACAGAGGAUGGAAAGAAGGAAACCCAAAACUAAAGUUAAAAUCCAAGAAGAAGAUUUGGGAAGUUUUGAUAGUACAAGAUAUGUUCAGUUGUUAAAAAAAACUAAAAAAGGGAAAAAGUGAACUUUUUUUCAAAUGUGUAAAUUUCUGUUAUUAGUAAAUAGUGUGUAAAAUCA